Fulmarus glacialis (Northern fulmar) is the source of this 912-nucleotide messenger RNA. RefSeq names its product peptidase M20 domain containing 2 (gene PM20D2). Lineage: Eukaryota; Metazoa; Chordata; Aves; Procellariiformes; Procellariidae. The record is from RefSeq and is a predicted model, not a curated record. The transcript is spliced from 6 exons. Gene Ontology annotation, molecular function: dipeptidase activity. The annotation marks the transcript as partial.
UCUGCGUUUGUGCUGCAGAUCACGGUGCUGGGGACGCCUGCGGAAGAACAAGGAGGAGGCAAAAUAGACCUGAUAAAGGCUGGAGCGUUUGACGGCCUGGAUGUGGUUUUUAUGGCACACCCCUCGCAAGAAAACGCAGCUUACCUGCCCGAUGUGGCCGAGCACGAUGUGGCUGUGAAAUACUAUGGAAAAGCUUCUCAUGCUGCUGCUUAUCCUUGGGAAGGAGUUAAUGCAUUAGAUGCUGCUGUUCUUGCAUACAACAAUCUGUCUGUUUUAAGACAGCAAAUGAAACCGACCUGGAGAGUUCAUGGUGUAAUAAAAAAUGGUGGUGUGAAACCUAACAUCAUACCUUCUUACACUGAACUAGAGUUUUACUUGCGUGCCCCUUCAAUGAAAGAUCUUUCUGUUCUGACAGAGAAGGUUGAGAACUGCUUCAAGUCUGCAGCACUGGCCACAGGAUGCAAAGUGGAAAUAAAAGGUGGUGAAAAUGAUUACUACAAUGUGCUUCCAAAUAAAAGCCUGCAGAAAGUUUACAAGGAGAAUGGAAAGAAGCUUGGAAUUGAGUUUAUAUCUGAAGACUGUAUCUUGAAUGGUUUGUCAGGUUCCACGGACUUCGGAAAUGUUACAUUUGUAGUCCCUGGGCUUCAUCCUUAUUUUUAUAUUGGCUCUGAUGCAUUGAACCAUACUGAGCAGUACACAGAAGCUGCAGGGUCACAAAAUGCUCAGUUCUAUGCUUUGCGCACAGCAAAAGCUUUGGCAAUGACAGCACUGGAUGUCAUUUUCAAGCCAAGUCUGCUAGAAGAAGUCAGAGAAGACUUUAGACAGGUGAAGCUAAAAGAAGAGGGACAAAUAAAUCCAGUAGAACCUAACAAAGAAUCUAGUGUUGGCAUAGGAGCAUGUGCAUCACACUAA